AUGACUUUCCUUCCAAAGUGGUUAACUUUUCUAAAAGGCAAAGAGGUUGUUAUUGCUAAUGCAAUAAUUGCAAUAUUGACAAUUGGCGGGCAGCAACUUUUCUCUUUUUUCACGUUCAGCUGUCCCUGUCAUGUUGGACAGAACCUUAUCUAUGGGCUGGCUUUCCUAGGAGUGCCUGCACUGAUCCUUCUGGUUGUUGGCUAUGCCCUGAACAACCAGACUUGGAGGCUCGUUAUGGGCAAAAGUUCUCAUUUUGAGAGGGAAAUGUCAUCAAACUGGCUGCUGAAAUUCAAACUGCUCUGCUUUGUCCUGUGCAGCAUCACAGGGAGGGCACUGGUUGCUCCAGUCACAUGGCUUGCAGUCACCCUGAUAAAUGGCUCCUAUUAUAUCUGUGCUGUGAGUGAGUACGUCCCUGUGCAUUACUAUGGAGCUGCUCCCAAUGUCAGCGCUGCGGAGCGCAGCAGGAUAUUGGCCAUAUUUCCCUGCGGGCAGCUGGUUCCUCCAGAGCUGGCCCGGGCCAGAGAUGAAGUGAUUCUCCUCCUCCGAUACCAGUCACAAGUGGCUGGCUGGCUUUUGAUUGCUGUGGUGGUCAUCACUGUGUUCCUUUCUUACUGCCUGGCAAGCUGUUUCUCCCCGCUCAGCUUCCUGCACUUCAGAUACUGGAACAGCUAUGUCCACAAUGAGCAGGAGCUCUUUGAUGAGGCAACAGAGCAGCACUCCAGGCUCUAUGCCAUGCAGAAUGUAAGGAAGUUCUUUGGCUUUGUCCCAGGAAGUGAGAAUGUAAAGGAGAUUCGUAUCCCAUCUCUCAGGGAGUGGCAGGCCAUUUCUGGACUGGCCUUUCUGAAGCGAGUGGAUAAGGAGCACUAUGAUUACAGCCUCCUCCAUGACUGGGCACUCAAGGAGCGUGCAAGUGGAAAGUACCUGAGGAUUGAUGAGGACCCUGGGAUCAUAACACAGCUCUGAAGAUCCAAGACCCCGCAAUACUUUGCAGAAAAGCAGGAACCUGUCUAGCUCUAUGUCAGACCUGAGCUGCACUGGAACUUUCCAGUACAGUAUUACAUU
This is a messenger RNA of Melozone crissalis (California towhee), 1062 nucleotides long. RefSeq names its product calcium homeostasis modulator family member 4 (gene CALHM4). Gene Ontology annotation, molecular function: monoatomic cation channel activity. The transcript is spliced from 2 exons. The coding region runs from base 1 to 963 and encodes 320 amino acids. NCBI's taxonomy places the organism in Eukaryota, Metazoa, Chordata, Aves, Passeriformes, Passerellidae. The record is from RefSeq and is a predicted model, not a curated record.